This is a messenger RNA of Prunus armeniaca (apricot), 765 nucleotides long. The record is from the annotation of a GenBank genome assembly. Lineage: Eukaryota; Viridiplantae; Streptophyta; Magnoliopsida; Rosales; Rosaceae.
AUGAGGAUCAUAACUUUCGUAAUCUCGUUCAAUUGUAUGGAUAUUAAAACCAUUAAGAGGAGACUUUUGGGAAGUAAUACUAAACAGGAAAAGUACACUUGCUACAAGCGUAGCAGCUCAAAUAUCUUGACUUGGAAAGACAGACUUCAAAUAGCAAUAGACGCUGCACAAGGAUUGGAGUAUCGGCACUACGGCUGUAAGCCACCAAUAAUCCACAGGGAUGUAAAAUUAACAAACAUUUUGCUGAAUGAAAAUUUCCAAGCCAAGCUAUCUGAUUUUGGACUAUCCAGAAGUGAUGACACUCAUAUAUCGACCGUCGUUGCUGGCACUCCCGGCUACCUCGACCCUGAGUACAACCUAUCAAACAGGUUGAACGAGAAAAGUGAUGUUUAUAGCUUCGAGGUUGUGCUGUUGGAGAUUAUUUCCUGUCGACCUGUUUACUCUUCAAGGGAACACGAAAGAAUUCACAUCAGUCGGUGGGUGAGCUCAAUGCUUGCAGAAGGAGACAUUUACGGCAUCGUUGAUCCAAGGUUGGGGAGACACUUCAACACGAACACUGUAUGGAAGGCUGUGGAGAUAGCAAUGGCAUGUGUAUCUCCAAAUGCUAUAAAAAGGCUAACCAUAAGUCAGGUGGUGGUGGAACUAAAGGAGAGUUUGGCAACAGAGAUUUCUGGAAUAAGGCAGAGCCAUGAAACUGAGUUAACAAAUUCCAUUGAGAUAAGGUCUGAUAGUUCGAUCUCUAUGCUAAAUCCCUCGGUUAGGUAG